This is a messenger RNA of Theileria equi strain WA, 1287 nucleotides long. RefSeq names its product peptide chain release factor 1, putative. Gene Ontology annotation, biological process: translational termination. Gene Ontology annotation, molecular function: translation release factor activity. The record is from RefSeq and is a predicted model, not a curated record. NCBI's taxonomy places the organism in Eukaryota, Apicomplexa, Aconoidasida, Piroplasmida, Theileriidae. The transcript is spliced from 5 exons. Bases 79 to 1287 code for a protein of 402 amino acids.
GUAUUCUCCAUACAAUGUAUACAUGUAUUCCAUAUUUUAUAUUAAUAAAGUGUUCAGGAUAGCUUCAUUUUAUGCUUGAUGACCUUGUGUCAAUCAUUGAUCCCAAUGUUACAAAGUAAAGGAAUCUUAUAUUUUAGACAGUUUUUAGGUCGUACAAGUGCAAUAGAAAGGUCCACUAUAAAAUGCGCGCGUUUUAUAAUGACUCCUUCCUUUUCAUCAAAACAUUAUCGCAGCUAUACAUCAAAAUCUAAUGUGUGCGAUAAAACAUGUUUAAAACUUCAGGAAACACUGAAAGAUGUUAAUAUACAUGAAUUAUUUCCUAUAAAGGAACUUUCAAUGUACUAUGCUGAUGAAUAUGAUGAAGAACUAUUCCUAGAAAUUCACAAAGAGCUCUUGUCUUUGUACUAUGACUCUUACAUGAAAAUCCUGAAUACUACGGAUUCAAGCCUUAAAAUUUUAAAAUCAAGACUAAACGAAAUGCAUUUAUCAUUAUUCUCUGGUAAUAUGCAUAAAAUGUCAGAAUGUAGCAAAAUCAUCUUACAAGUACGAUCUGGUGUUGGAGGCGAGGAAUCUGCAAUGUUUGCAUCAGAACUAUUUAAAAUGUACGAAAAUAUAUCACAUGAUAGAGGGUUCAAUUUUGUAAAACACAACAGUUCAACUGCAGAAAUAACAGGUGGUACCGAGUUUUUCAAGUAUGAAUUUGGAGUCCAUAGAGUACAAAGAAUACCUACAAAUUGCAAAAGGAUACAAACAUCAUCUGCUGUUGUUUUGGUGGUACCUCAUUUUGACAUAGAGAACGUCAAACUAAAAAAUUCAGAUCUUUCAAUAGAAACUAUGAGGUCUACUGGACCCGGAGGCCAAAGCGUUAACAAAUCUGAAACGGCAGUUCGUGUUUUACAUGUUCCUACUGGCAUAACGAUUUCUGUUCAAGAUACAAGUAGCCAAAUCGAUAACAAAGCACUAGCUAUAGAGCUUAUAUCGCAAAAAAUCAGAGAGAAACAACUGAAGGAAUUGGAAAUGCUUCGAUCUGAAAUUAGAUCAUCGCAAGUGAAAACCGGUGAUAGGAGCGAAAAAAUUAGGACAUUGAAUUUCAUUCAUGAUACAAUUAUAGACCACCGAUGUAAGGUUACACUGAAUGGAAUAGAAUCCUUUCUUGAUUAUGGAAACGGUAUAGAAAAGAUCCAUCAAUCUUUAUCUGAUAUGGAUGAGACGACCAUAGUCAAAUUUAUGAUUGAUAAUAUCGGCCCAGUUGUAGAAUAUUACAAACUCAAACAUAGACAUAAGUAA